Messenger RNA from Aspergillus aculeatinus CBS 121060, 658 nucleotides. RefSeq lists its product as uncharacterized. Lineage: Eukaryota; Fungi; Ascomycota; Eurotiomycetes; Eurotiales; Aspergillaceae. The transcript has a single exon. The record is from RefSeq and is a predicted model, not a curated record. Bases 306 to 629 code for a protein of 107 amino acids.
UAAUGUGAUAGCACAGCCAUAGCCACUCAAGCCAGCCACGAGUUCCAAGUGUCCCUGGCAAAGCACACCUUGGAGAUCUGAGACGCAUCGCUCUAGUCACCAAGAUAUCUUCUUGAUCGACCUGCUAUACUAUCUCGAUCUGUUAAUCGCUACCGACCGAGUUUAACCUCAUGCUGCUCGGGCGGUUGACGAAACACAAACCACUAGGAUUCUAUACUGCCUGCACAGUACGCCUUUAACACCACGGAUAACAGGUCCAGGGUUCCCACAACGCGUUCCCACAACGCGUUCCCACAACGCCCCAAAUGGUAAUCCUUACGACCUACGUUCUCCAUGAAUGGAUAACAGCCGAAGAGCUUCAUCCUGCAACCAGGACAGAAUGGUCACCCGGCAGAUAUCCCUGCAGCAAACCCCCAGCAUCCAACCCAGAGCCCAGUCCUAAGAUGCCAACGGAACCAACAUGCGUCACCAUGAAAACAGAUGCUCGGAACAGACCUCCGCGCCGGACUCCUCUCCACGAUCCCAACCCCCUCACAGUCCCCUGCAGAACCAAAACAAUGCUAUCCAACCUCAAUGCCCUGAAACGGAGCAUCUCGAUCUCUCACCCAGCAGCCCACCAUCAUGGCUAGUACCUCCCUUGACACGGAGGUGCCUGGCC